ACAAUCUUCACAAUAUAUAUUUCCCAUACAAAAUGAGUCCACUGUCACUGAGUGGAUCCAAUCUGGAGAAGAUACUAGACUCUGUUGCAGAGUAGAACCAAGUGUCCAACUCUCUGAUCCCAUAUCAUCAACUAGAGAGAACUAAAUAUGAAGCCAAUCUUCAACACCAACGAAGAAUUUGAGACGGGGCUGAAGAAUUUAACUUCAAAUGUGAAGCAAAUACAAGACAACUUGUUGGAGGAGAUAAUCACUCCCAACACAAAUACAGAGUAUCUCCAACGUUUUCUCACCGAGAGGUUCGACAAAGAGCUCUUCAAGAAAAAUGUGCCGAUCGUGACCUAUGAAGAUAUUAAGCCUUAUAUCGACCGUAUCGUUAAUGGAGAGUCAUCCGAUAUCAUUUCCGCCCGACCCAUCACCGGUUUCUUGCUAAGUUCGGGAACUUCUGGAGGAGCACAAAAGAUGAUGCCAUGGAACAACAAGUACUUGGACAAUUUGACAUUUAUCUACGAUCUUCGUAGUCAAGUUAUAACCAAGCAUGUGAAAGGUGUGGAGGAAGGUAAAGGGAUGAUGUUUCUCUUCACUAAACAAGAAAUAAUGACUCCUUCUGGCUUGCCUGCUCGAGUCGCAACCAGCAGCUAUUUUAAGAGCGACUACUUCAAGAACCGGCCAUCUAACUGGUACUACUCGUUCACGAGCCCUGAUGAAGUCAUCCUAUGCCCUAACAACACCGAAAGUCUAUACUGCCAUUUGCUCUGUGGCUUAGUCCAAAGAGACGAGGUUGUGAGGAUGGGUUCCAUCUUUGCUUCAGUCAUGGUCCGAGCGAUCAAGGUUCUUGAGAAUUCUUGGGAGGAGUUGUGUUCAAACAUCCGAUCAGGUCAUCUCAGCAGCUGGGUCACAGACUUGGGUUGUCAAAGCUCUGUGUCUUUGGUCCUUGGAGGACCACGUCCUGAAUUAGCAGACACAAUCGAAGAAAUCUGCAGCCAGUCUUGGCAAGGUAUAGUCAAAAGACUAUGGCCAAACACCAAAUUUAUUGAAACCGUUGUUACAGGUUCAAUGGGACAGUACGUUCCCAUGUUGAACUACUAUUGUGACGACUUGCCUCUCGUUUCAACAACCUACGGUUCUUCAGAGACCACAUUCGGGAUCAAUCUAGAUCCUCUGUGCAAACCUGAAGAUGUGUCUUACGCUUUCAUGCCAAACAUGUCUUACUUUGAGUUCAUACCUAUGGAUGGAGACACCAACGAUGUAGUCGACCUUCAAGAUGUGAAACUUGGGUGCAGUUAUGAACCCGUGGUCACAAAUUUCGCUGGCUUGUAUAGGAUGAGAGUGGGAGAUAUUGUAUUGGUGACUGGCUUCUACAACAACGCGCCUCAGUUUAAGUUUGUAAGAAGAGAGAACGUGGUCUUAAGCAUCGAUUCCGAUAAAACUAACGAAGAAGAUCUGUUUAAGGCUGUGAGUCAAGCAAAGCUCGUACUCGAGUCAUCAGGUCUCAUUCUAGAAGACUUCACCAGUUAUGCUGACACCUCAACAUUUCCUGGUCACUACGUGGUUUACUUGGAAGUAAAAGCCAAAGAGGGGGAGGAGGAUAAGAACAAGACACACCUUGAGCUCGAUGAAGAAGCGCUCUCCAAGUGUUGUGUGGUAAUGGAGGAGUCGCUUGAUAAUGUUUACAAGAGAUGUCGAUUCAGAGACGGAUCGGUUGGGCCUCUGGAGAUAAGAGUGGUGCGUCAAGGAACGUUUGAAUCUCUAAUGGACUUCUUCAUCUCACAAGGUGCUUCCACCGGUCAAUACAAAACUCCCAGAUGCAUUAAGUCAGGGAAAGCCUUAGAAGUAUUGGAGACAUGUGUGGUAGCCAAAUUCUUCAGUACUUGAUUGUUCUUCCUUGGAUUAAUAUAUAUAUUGAUUCAAGUGAUUUGUUGUGGUUUCAAUAAACUAAAUGUGUACUAGUUUGUCUGAAUGUGUAUAAUUUCUAAUAUAUAUUGAUCAAGUCUUUUGUACUAGUUCAUUGUUGUCUGCAAAAUGGAACACAACAA
This is a messenger RNA of Capsella rubella, 2033 nucleotides long. Its product is annotated as 4-substituted benzoates-glutamate ligase GH3.12. The transcript has 5 exons. NCBI's taxonomy places the organism in Eukaryota, Viridiplantae, Streptophyta, Magnoliopsida, Brassicales, Brassicaceae. Gene Ontology annotation, molecular function: acid-amino acid ligase activity. Bases 148 to 1872 code for a protein of 574 amino acids. Gene Ontology annotation, cellular component: cytoplasm. The record is from RefSeq and is a predicted model, not a curated record.